Molecule: messenger RNA, 1420 nt
Organism: Chelmon rostratus (copperband butterflyfish)
Lineage: Eukaryota; Metazoa; Chordata; Actinopteri; Chaetodontiformes; Chaetodontidae
Gene: hes6
Product: hes family bHLH transcription factor 6
Exons: 4
Coding region: 248-913 (221 amino acids)
Biological process (GO): regulation of transcription by RNA polymerase II; anterior/posterior pattern specification; regulation of neurogenesis
Cellular component (GO): nucleus
Molecular function (GO): DNA-binding transcription factor activity, RNA polymerase II-specific; RNA polymerase II cis-regulatory region sequence-specific DNA binding; protein dimerization activity
Source: RefSeq, a predicted model, not a curated record
GGGUACGAGCAUUGCGCGCCCUCGAUGUGUCUCAGUUCACCCAUUCACAUGUAAAUGAACCGUCAUAUAUACCAAGUACAUGCCCCCUCGGAGCAGCACUAAGGAGCCCAGUCUCUCUGCAAGCUUUGUUGGCCGCUGGGAUCGCCCGGCCAUCUGUCCCAUUGACGAGCUGUAACGGCUCUUUGGAUUACGCAGCAACCUCCAGCCCAGUGGGCUUCUGGCAGCGCCUGGGUUAAACUUAAACAACAUGGCCCCCAUCCGUAACAACACAAACGGAAUGGACAGAGGUGAUGACUGCGGCGGAAUCAAAUCUGACAGAAAGAUGAGGAAACCUCUGGUCGAGAAGAAAAGAAGGGCUCGCAUCAAUGAAAGUUUACAAGAACUCAGAGUUCUCAUCGCGGAUACAGACUUGCAAUCAAAGAUGGAGAAUGCCGAAGUGCUGGAGAUGACAGUGAAACGCGUGGAGAGCAUCUUGCAAAGCCGGGCUCAAGAAGUGGACGCUGUGAACCGGGAGGCCUGUGAGCGCUUUGCGGCGGGCUACAUCCAGUGUAUGCAUGACGUGCACACUUUCGUGUCCAGCUGUCCGGGAAUUGACCCGACUGUAGCCGCGGAGCUGUUGAACCACCUACUGGAGAGCAUGCCCCUGAGCGACGAAGACCGCCUCCGAGUGAUGCUGCCGGACACGGUGUCAGAGUGCCCCGGUGGCAACAGCACUUGGUCCCUGUCUGAGAGCAUGUACACGUCCCUGGUGUCCCCAGCCCCCUCCACCACCUCCACCGACGACCUCUGCUCCGACCUGGAUGACACAGACUCGGAGCAAAGUCACGUUUCUUCUUCAGAGGAGGCUGACUGCCAGGAUGUGUUGAGCUGGUCUUCCAUGACUUACUCAAAGUCAGUGUGGAGACCAUGGUAGAUAAUUUAAAACCAAAAAAAAAAAAGGAAUAGGAUGUUUAAACUACAGUAGAUGAUUAAAUGCUUCGGUUAGGAUGUUUAAUGGGGUAGGCCCUGGUACAUGACAGAAACACUGCUGAGAUGACAACUUUGGAAAGUGUUGAAAUACAGCGGAGAAGCUCUUUGUGUAAUUAUUGGGGAACUACAAUUAAACUAAAAUGUAUUUAAUAAAUAACGUAUGUAAUUAAAUCUGUUUUGCAGAAGUCAGAGACCUGUAGGGUCUUCAUUCGGAAGUGUAUUGGCCUGAGAGGGGCCUGCUCUCAGUGAAGGGGUAUAUGCAUAUGUAAAUAUUUACUUGUUGAAUAUGACUGGGCUGUAUAGACGAUAGGUGUCCCACUAGAGAUGCAUUGUUAGCUGUUUGUAAAUUAUUUUUUAUUUAGGACGUCCUUAACUUUGUAUUUAUAAGUGUCAAAUGACUGUUGGUAGGCUACCUCAACUUAUAAGUUUCAAUAAAUACCGUUUUGCUUGU